AACGUAAGCCUCAUUCGUUUCCGUUACGUCGUGCGAGGCGGUCGUGUGUGCGGACUUUCCUCUUUCUUUCCGAGGCAGCAAGAACACCAAUCAAAGUUAAUUUAUCGGUGGACAAAGGCGUCGAAAAUAGCGCCGAGCUGAUCCGUUGGCCCGUUAACGGAUGCCGAAUUCGAAUUCAUACGUAUGCAGCAGUGAUCCGUAAGCCGCGAUCCGCGAUCUGCGAUCCCCAAGGCGAGAUCUUGAGUCGGAGGGGAUCUCUCAGUCCGUUAUUCGGUCUCAAAGUCAGCGGUCGUCGUGGCGCUCCGCCUCCGUUUCAUUUCUUUUCUUUUCGAUCCGCGCCCGUCAGGUGGAAUAACACAAAAUACGAUGGCCGAAUGCAGUGCAAAGAGUGUGCAAUUUUUGAAAGAUCAUUAAGAAAUUGUGUGAAAGGCGCAGCACGCAAAGCCGAGUGCAAUUAAAAGGCUUGCGAAUUGUUUGCUGGUUCAACGAAACUGCUGGAAACUACUCCACGCGAAAUUAGUUUGCAAGGGAAACAUCAUCUUGGAUACGAAGCCAAACAAUAAAGUCAAAAAUAUCAGUGUCACAAGAUGACGUGCGGCAUAUCGUGUGUCGAUAAGACAUUGAACAAAUCGUUCUACCAUCUGGGAAUAUGCAUAGCCAAGCACCCUGGAUACUUUAUUAUCAUUCCGGUGCUGCUGACCUUGCUGUGCAUGACGGGGUACCAGCAGCUGAAGUACCAAAUCGAUCCCGAGUACCUAUUCUCGCCCAUUGCGGGGGAGGGCAAGACUGAGCGUGCCAUAGUUGAGCAGUACUUCAAAGUGAAUUAUACGCAUCGCUUCAAUGUCGGGCGUAUUACAAGACCGGGCCGCUUCGGGCGAGUCAUAGUGAUAACGAAAGAUGGCGACGACAACAUGAUCCGGCGCGAGGUGUUCCAGGAGCUGCGUCAGCUGGACAACCUCAUCCAGAAUGCGACCACCACCUACGACGGAGACACGUACACCUACAAGGACAACUGUGCCCGCUGGGAGAACGAGUGCUUUGAGAACGACAUCCUCAACCUGGAUGCGCUGAUGGAUGAUAUCGAAGCCGGUCAGCUUAAUCUGACGUUUCCUUUUAUGUUCAAUCCAGUCACGUGGGAUGCCCACCUGUUCCCUGUCUUCUUCGGGGGCACCAAGCUAACUGAGGACAACCAUGUGAUCAGUGUUCCCGCCAUUCAGUUAGUGUACUUCGUCACCGCCGACACCAAACGUCAGGAUGCCAAAGGUGCUGAAUGGGAGGAGACCUUCCUCAGGGUGGUUGGCAAGGCGGAGAACUCGGGCUACUUCAAGCACAUUUCGGUCUCGUACUUUGCGUCCCGCACUUUGGACCAUGAACUCGAGAAGAACACCAAGACGGUGGUGCCCUACUUCAGCUCGACUUUUCUGCUCAUGGGUUUGUUUAGCGUAAUCACCUGCAUGAUGGGCGAUGCAGUGCGGUCGAAGCCCUUUCUGGGUCUCAUGGGCAAUGUGUCAGCUAUUAUGGCCACGCUGGCAGCUUUUGGCCUGGCCAUGUACUGCGGCAUUGAGUUUAUUGGCAUAAAUCUGGCUGCGCCCUUCCUGAUGAUCGGUAUCGGCAUUGAUGACACAUUUGUAAUGCUGGCGGGUUGGCGACGCACCAAGGCCAAAAUGCCGGUGGCGGAACGCAUGGGUCUCAUGAUGUCCGAGGCGGCCGUAUCGAUCACGAUCACCUCGGUCACCGACUUCAUUUCGUUUUUGAUCGGCAUCAUCAGUCCCUUUCGGUCGGUCAGGAUCUUCUGCACGUACUCGGUCUUCGCCGUUUGCUUCACGUUCCUGUGGCACAUCACCUUCUUUGCCGCCUGCAUGGCCAUCUCGGGCUACAGGGAGCGGAAGAAUCUGCAUUCCAUUUUCGGCUGCCGGGUUCAGCCCAUGUCGGUUGCAAUCAAAGAGAAGCGCAACUUCCUCUACAAAGCGAUCAUGGCGGGCGGCAUCGACCCCAACGAUCCGGACAACCCCAUCGACAACAAGGACCACAUGCUGAUGGCCUUCUUCAAGGACAAGCUGGCCGCGGUAAUCAACAACAAGUGGUGCAAGGUGAUCAUCAUCCUGGCCUUUGCCAGUUACUUGGUGGGCGCCUGCUACGGAAUCACCCAGAUAAAGGAGGGCCUCGAACGCCGCAAGCUGUCCCGGGAGGACUCCUACUCGGUGGAGUUCUUCGACCGCGAGGACGACUACUACCGCGAGUUCCCCUACAGAAUGCAGGUCAUUAUCGCCGGCCCGCUGAACUACUCGGAUCCCCUGGUGCAGGAGCAGGUGGAGAACCUGACCAGCACCCUGGAACACACCUCGUACGUGACCUCCAGGCGCUACACGGAGUCCUGGCUGCGCUCGUUCCUCUCCUUCCUGGAGCGCAACAACGAGCUGCUCAACGUGACCGUGGACGAUGAGCAGACUUUCAUCGAGACGGUGAAGGAGCACUGGCUCUUUCCCGGAAACCCGUUCUCGCUGGACGUGCGCUUCAACGACGAGGAAACGCAGAUCAUUGCCUCGCGGUUCCUCAUCCAGGCGGUCAACAUCACGGACACCAAUCACGAGAAGGAGAUGGUGCGGGAUCUGCGCAAGAUCUGCAAGGACUCGCCGCUGAAUGCCUCGAUCUUCCACCCCUACUUCGUUUUCUUCGACCAGUUCGAGCUGGUGCGACCGGUCUCGCUGCAGGCGAUGGUGAUCGGAGCCAUCAUCAUGAUGAUCAUCUCCUUCGUCUUCAUCCCCAACAUCCUGUGCUCCCUGUGGGUGGCCUUCUCGGUCAUCUCCAUUGAACUGGGCGUCGCUGGCUACAUGGCCUUGUGGGACGUCAACCUCGACUCCAUUUCGAUGAUCAACCUGAUCAUGUGCAUUGGCUUCUCCGUGGACUUCACCGCUCACAUCUGCUACACGUACAUGUCCUCGAAGAAGCGCAGUCCCAAGGCCCGCGUCCGCGAGGCCCUUCACUCCCUCGGUCUGCCGAUCGUCCAGGGCUCCAGCUCCACGAUACUGGGCAUCGUGGCCCUGCUGCUGGCCCAGAGCUACAUCUUCCUGGUCUUCUUCAAGAUGGUCUUCCUCGUGAUCUUCUUCGGAGCCAUGCACGGCCUCUUCCUGCUGCCCGUGCUGCUCUCCCUGUUCGGACCCGGAUCCUGUCUCACCUGGACGGGAAUGGACGACGGCAGCGACGCCGAGGUGGACGAGGGCCCGGAGGACCGCCAGCUGGAGAAGCCCUUCUCGCAGUCCUACUACAUGCAGUACCCCACCAUGGGCAUCAACGGACCCUACGGCACCAAGGGCUUCCUGGGAGCCCCGUACAAGGCCUACGGCGUGGACGAGAAGGACCUGGGCCUGGGCACCUCGGGCGAGGACUCUUCCGAGAGCAGCUCCAGCCGAUCGCAACGCCGCCAGCAGCAGGCCGCCCCCAACGAGGAGGAGGUUGUGGCGCGGGACUCGCCGCGCCGGCGCUACGAGGACGGCUGGCGCCGCUCCUCCUACCAGAACAUCUACGGCCAGGGAGCGGCGCAGUUCCAGGCGCAGCCGGACCUCUACGGCCAGCAGGUCUCGGCGGCCGAGUGGCGCCACCGCCUGGACGCACACGAGCAGCAGCAGCGCCAGCGACAGCGGAGGAGCCCCUACGAGAACUACCCCCAGGACGUGGAGAUGGACAUGCAGAGAGCCCGGCGCAACUCGCACGGCGACGUGAUCGACCUUCACGGGACGCCCAACUCCUCUGUGGACGAGCGCCUGCGCAGGCAGGCGGAGCACUUCAGCGCGGGCAGCGGCGACGACAGCAGCUACCGCCAUCAGCUGCCGACGGCGGCGCCGCCGCCUGCGGGAUCCGUUCCGCCGGCUAAGCGGUACCACCGACGGCGCUCCUCGGAAGACUCGACCCACCGCCACCAGCGCUGGCCGGCGAACAUCGAGGAGCGGAGGGCACGCCGCGCCCACUCGCCCGCCCACAACCGGCCAGAAACUGCCACGCCCAGCUACGCCUUCCGCUCCUCCUCGCACCACAACCUCUACCAGCCGAACGGGAAGGGGUCCAAGCAUCCGCCCACCUACCAGUACGGCGACUACUACCAGUGAGGCAGCGGGACGGGGCUGUACUCGUGGUCAAGUGACGGGAAUAUUCCUAGUUUAGAUAAGGAGUUCGGUGGGUCUCUACCAAAAUGUUAGCUAGUGAGGGAAACAGUGCUUGGACAAGUUUCAGCCUUCGCAGAGCCAAGAAAAAGAUAGUAAUUAAAAUUGUGCGUGACAAUUUACUAGCACAUUGAAAUAAGUUUGAUUUGAUGGUUGAUCAGUGUUCAAAGUAUUUGUAUAUACUUUUAUAUUUAACAAAUACUAAACAGAAUGCCUUUAAAUUGUCCAUUGACUACCAGGUAAAUGUUUUGGUCUUUGAGCUCUUUUGUGUCCAACCCAUCCAAGAUCAAGGAGACAUUAGGGAGCAGAGCAAAUUGUCUUGUCAACAAUAUUUAAGUUAGACCUUUUUAAAGAAAUCCCAUCUGUGCUGUCUUCACUUUCCUUAGGCUUGCCCCGCGUAGAAAUAUCGUUAGGAAACCCCGCAAUAGAAAUCACAAUAAUUCUUCUCGUUGGGAGCACAAAAUUGUUAGUUAGUAAAGCCGGUUCGAUCUAUUUAUCCCAACUUUUCAUCAAUAAGAGCUCGAGUCAGACAACUUAAGGUACCAUCUACAAAGACUAUACACCUAUGUAUGCUACUCGAGUCAGACUUUGGGCUCCCCAUGUCAGUGUUUAUUUAAAUUAAUUUAGGUUUAGUGCGAGUACGAGUCUGUUCAAUAAUGUUUUGUAUAGCAAAAGAAACCCUGAGUAUAUAUUUAAUAACUAUUAACUGUUAAGAGUGGCCGCGUCUAGGCCCGAUCAUAUGCUUAGCUACCUAGCGCUGUAAGGCAUUUGGGACAAGUUUGUAAAGCGUUUACAAUUUUUCUAUUGAAUAAAAAU
This is a messenger RNA of Drosophila ficusphila, 4973 nucleotides long. RefSeq names its product patched domain-containing protein 3 (gene Ptr). The coding region runs from base 588 to 4103 and encodes 1171 amino acids. Gene Ontology annotation, cellular component: plasma membrane; cytoplasmic vesicle membrane. Lineage: Eukaryota; Metazoa; Arthropoda; Insecta; Diptera; Drosophilidae. The record is from RefSeq and is a predicted model, not a curated record. The transcript has 10 exons.